This is a messenger RNA of Eufriesea mexicana, 2660 nucleotides long. It is a transcript of the gene TBC1D16, whose product is annotated as TBC1 domain family member 16. Bases 254 to 2569 code for a protein of 771 amino acids. Gene Ontology annotation, biological process: activation of GTPase activity. Gene Ontology annotation, cellular component: early endosome. The transcript has 5 exons. Gene Ontology annotation, molecular function: GTPase activator activity. The record is from RefSeq and is a predicted model, not a curated record. Lineage: Eukaryota; Metazoa; Arthropoda; Insecta; Hymenoptera; Apidae.
UUAACUUCCGCAGAAUAUUGUGUUAACCAGUGAAAAGAGUAAAAUUGUACCAGUUCGGAUUCAGUACUUUGUAGCUGUAUAUUUAUCUACUAAUUAUAUCAACGAUCGUCAUUCGGGUUUCAUUAUAACCCCGCGACGAUUGAAAAUUAAAAAUUGUGUAAAAAAACUUGAUCGCACAAGUACAAAAAUUUCGUACUACGCCUUAAUAAAAUUAACUAGAUGACUUGUAUGCACCAAUCUGCCUUCAGCGAAGAUGCCUCUGCCAAAUAUUCUCAAAAAGGCAAGCAGUUACAUUUUAGGCGACUGCAAUCAAGACAAUCGUCGUACUAUGUAUCAGGAUGGCGAGGCAUUAUUUUGCAAGAAUAACGUCUGCGUUCAUCCUCCUACUCUAAUGAGACAAAACUCUGAUGUGGUACAUCAUCCUGGAUACAUGGCCAUAACCUGUAGGUUUAAUAAACAUUCAAAUAUACCAACUUUACAUCUCAGUUGGAUUCCGAAUAGUACGCUUCGUAAACAUCCAACAACGUUAGAAAAUUUAAGUUCAAAAAAACUUGAUUGUGCCACUCAUCAAGAAAUCGAUAUAAAUUCUCAUCAUUCUCAAAUAUCAGAAGAAAGUUGUGAUUUAAAAUGUGAAUAUGAAAAUACUGGUGAAAAAGUUGAUGUUUGCUUAGAAGUAAAGGAACCUGUCAAUUGUGGAGAUUGUGAACGCAUUUGUUCUGGUGGUUUUUCACGAGGUGCACGUUUCCAAAAUGACGACACGGGUACGAAAAAUGAUAAUGGGGAUAGAUUAUGUGAUCAUCAAACUGUACUUACAUCAGAAACUAAAGAAAUUCCAAAUGUCAAUCGGAAAACAAACUAUCACCGGUCUGACAAUUCAUCAAUUACCAUACACGAAGAAAGUGAUCACAGUAUUAGUUUAAAUCAAUUGCGCUCCGAAUCUCUGAGCUCGAGAUAUGACGAAAAUCAACAGUGCAAAGAUCAAAAAAUUUCCGAAACACAUGAAAGCGAUGGAAUAAGUAUCGAUGAAGAAUUAAAAUAUCCUUAUUGUGAUGACAUCAGCCUCAAAAGCCGUAGUAUGUCAUUAACCUCUACAUGCAGUUUAUCUGUUGGCGUAACUUCUGAGGCUGAAGAGAUUCCAUCAUGGAUGAGAUCACCUGAACUUUUGGCCUUACAACAUAACCUCACAUUUCCUGAAAGUGCAACAGCUUCACCAGUAACAUUACGUAGAGCACACAGAUGUAGAAGGUUUUCAGUGGAUCUCAGUGAAAUGAGAUCCUUAAGAUUGUUUUUUGCUGAUCCAGCUUGUACUUCUGGUCAAUUAGUGGUUGCAAGUAGAGAAAGUCAAUAUAAGAUUCUACAUUUUCAUCAUGGUGGUUUAGAUCGAUUAGCAGCAACUCUACAUCAGUGGCAUCAAUUGCUUUAUCCACGAUUAGAUACAGAUGCUGAGGAAACACUUCCAUAUAGGCAUUUUAUGGUAUGUCGACCAGAGGUAAGUCGUGAUGAAUUACAUCCGGAAGAAGGGCAAGUACCAAUGAUUACAUCAUUGGCAUGGAAGGAUUUAUUAAAUGAACGAGGUCAGGUAGAAGAUGAUUUAGCACUUCGUAAAGGAAUAUUUUUUGGUGGACUAGAACCAGCAUUAAGGAAAAUAGUGUGGCCCUUCCUUCUUCAUUGUUAUUCAUAUCAAAGUACUUAUGAAGAUAGGGAGCAAAUUGAUGCCAUUCGUAGACAGGAGUAUGAAGAGAUACAAAAACGUAGAAUGAGUAUGGGUCCAGAACAAGCAGAACAUUUUUGGCGAAAUGUGGUGUGUAUUGUAGAAAAAGAUGUUGUUCGUACUGAUAGAGGAAAUCCUUAUUAUGCUGGAGAAGAUAAUCCAAAUAUUGAAAUUAUGAAAAAUAUUCUAUUAAAUUAUGCAGUUUAUAAUUCUCGAUUAGGAUAUACGCAAGGUAUGUCUGACUUAUUGGCUCCUUUAUUGGCUGAACUUAAUUCUGAAUUUGAGGCAUUUUGGUGCUUUGCUGGUUUAAUGCAAAGAUCUGUAGCAGUAUGUACACCUACUGAUGUAGAUAUGGACAGAAAUUUGUGUUAUUUAAGAGAAUUAGUUAGAAUAAUGGUACCAGACUUUUAUGCACAUCUUCAAAAACAUACAGAUGCCUUGGAACUUCUAUUUUGUCAUAGAUGGAUACUCUUAUGCUUAAAACGUGAAUUUCCUACUGAAGUAGCAUUAAUAAUGUGGGAAGCUUGUUGGGUAAAUUAUUUAACAGAUCAUUUUCACCUAUUUCUUUGUCUUGCCAUAAUGUGUGUCUAUGCAGAUGAUGUAAUAGCACAAGAUCUUAGAACAGAUGAGAUGCUAUUGCAUUUCAGUUCUUUAGCUAUGUAUAUGGACGGAAAUCUUAUAUUGAGAAAGGCAAGAGGCCUACUUCAUCAUUUUCGACAACUUGUUCGUUUACCAUGUACAUUAGCAGGACUUUGUCGACAAUGUGGUCCAGGAAUGUGGGAUAGCACUCAUGACCCCGUUAUAGAAUGUGUGGAUCAUAAUGAUGCACCCUGUCCAUAUUUAAACAAUUAUGAAUAACGACCUAAUUCAAUGAAAGUGAGAAAGAUAUCCUAUUGUUAAAGCUUUCAAAUUAUUCUUACGUUAACUAAUCAAAUUGAAUGCUACUCUG